Messenger RNA from Pelodiscus sinensis (Chinese soft-shelled turtle), 1281 nucleotides. It is a transcript of the gene RAMP1, whose product is annotated as receptor activity modifying protein 1. The record is from RefSeq and is a predicted model, not a curated record. NCBI's taxonomy places the organism in Eukaryota, Metazoa, Chordata, Testudines, Trionychidae. Gene Ontology annotation, molecular function: coreceptor activity. Gene Ontology annotation, biological process: calcium ion transport; G protein-coupled receptor signaling pathway; regulation of G protein-coupled receptor signaling pathway. Gene Ontology annotation, cellular component: cell surface; membrane; signaling receptor complex.
GUUUGCUCUGCGGGGCAGGCUCGGCGGUGGCUGCGUGCACCCCGACCCGGCGCAGCCGCCCGCCCGAUGGUGCGGUCACGGAUUCCCUGGCUCAGGAGAAACUGAUCCGAAGUGCGAGUCGAACCAUGGCUCUGGGGAGGACUCUCAUCCCGAGGCGUUUCCUCUGGUGUGUCCUAGCCCAUCACUUUAUCGUGGUCACUGCGUGCCAUGAAGCAGACUAUGGCCAGCUGAUGGAGGAUUACUGCCUAAGCCAGUUUAAAUUUGAGAUGGAGGUGAUAGGGCAGAAGCUGUGGUGUGACUGGGACGAGACAGCAGAUUACUAUGACGAGCUCACCAAUUGCACCCACCUGAUAGCCAAUAAACUCAAUUGCUAUUGGCCGAACCAGCUGGUGGAUGAGUUCUUCAUCGCCAUUCACAAGCACUAUUUCAAAAACUGCUCCCUCUUUGGGAGGUCUCUACGCGACCCGCCUUACAACAUUCUCUACCCCUUCCUCGUGCUCCCUGUCCUCAGCACCCUGCUCAUGACGGCGCUGGUGGUAUGGCGCAGCAAGCGGAGCGAGGGCAUCAUAUAAGCUUCCUAAAUCCAUAGAGACCUGCCUUCCCAUGGACGGAUCCUUCUGUCACACUCGGGGAGCCCUUGCAGAAUCAGCAGCGCUUUGGAAGCCGCCAAACAAGAUGGCGUCGGAAACAUGGAGGAAGGUGUGCACAGCUCUGACGUCUCACGCUGCCCUGAGCAGAGAGGUUGCUUCCUCUGUAUACAGUUCCUCCGGGUAACCAGGCCCAGCUGGCAUGCUUUGGACUAAAGUCGCUUUUCAGUAAUUACUACCCUCUACAACUGCAGCACUUCUCGCAAACCAAUUAUGCGGUCAUUCUAAAGUCAUUUAUGAGACAAUUAAUUGAAAAAAUAUAAUAUAUGUCAAGAUUAGCAUUUAUACACUUAGCCAGUAAUCAGCCAUGGGAUGGAUCAGUGAAGGACCCUUCUGUACACAUAAUCUAGUUAUUAUAAUUUAUUUCUUGCAACAUUUUGGCUUGACUGCUUCUGAGGUCUAUCAUUGUUCAUUAAAGGAACCCUUUGCCAAACCGCUGUUGUCAGUUUUUGCUUGUAAUGUCCUGAAAUAUUGUAGCACUGCCUAGUUACACAGAGGCCUGACUUUUUGUGGUCAAAGGAGAUAUUUGCCAGUUAUUUCUCUCACAGUGCCCUAGAAUCUUAGACCUGUAGAAAAGCAGAUCUGGAUGGGACUCUGAGAGGUCAUCAAAUCCAGUCCCCAGCACGGAGGCAGG